CCCAGCCUUUGCUGUGUACGACAGACAAGAAGCUGCUGCUGAGGGAAGGAAGCACAGAGAGAGCCGGGGACAGAACAGCUCACACAGCACAGCACCUCACGCUUGUCUGGGCAGGGGACAGACUGACUCACCAUGGCUCCAGGUGUCUCAAAGAAGAYGUGGGGCAGCAUGGAGGUGGCCCUGGCUUACCUCUGUGCCAUCCUGCUCUGCUGUGGGCCCAGGCUGACCUGCUGCCGCCGGGUGACCAUCUUCCCAGCAGUGUUAACUCUCCCUGAAGGUGACAAAGCCACCUUCUUCUGCAAUAUCUCCAUGGAGAAYGACUCUGGCUCAGAGUACAGGCUCAAUUGGUACAAGGUCACCAACCACAGCCAAGCCCAGAAAAUUGCUGAGAUCAGCCGAAACAUUUCCAUUACGAAGACAGAGAAGUACCGACUCACCAACCACACUCCUGUCUUUGAGAUUGAGAUCCUGAACCUCCACAAGAAUGACUCAGGCUCCUUCUACUGUGGAUUGAUCACCUUCUGUGAGCCCGAUAAAGUGAUGGAGAGYAGCCGCUCCCAGCUGAUGGUCACAGCAGCCCCCCAGAUAAAUGCCACUGAGGAGCCAGAGAUAGAGGAUGGCAACUCUUCAGAGCACAUCAAGGUCAUGCUCCUGGGCAUCCUGCUGCUGGCUGGAGUGAUUGUGCUGUUGAUCUUCGGCUACCUCACCUUCACAUACAGGAGAGGAGAUGUGCAGAAACCACCAAGGGAAAACAUGCCAGCGGUGAGUUUUCUGCCUCUGUCACCCUGCUGUGCUGCAGGAGAGCCCCGUGGCAUUGCUGGGGUGAGGAGGGUGCUGSCCCUCCCUUUAUCAGCUCUUCACAAGCAUCUCACUUCUGUCUUCUCUGCAGCUGUUUGAUCUUUUCUGCACAGCUACAACUGCUYUUCUGUACCUGCAGCAGCASAGCCCCUUCACAAAAUCAAAAUAAAACUACCCCAUAUAGUAUGGGACUCUCUAGUCCAACUCUUCUUCAAAGCAGGCUUAUCUUUGACAGUAGAUUGUGUUGCUGUAGAAAAAUGGGAGGAUGUUUCCCUCCAAUAUAUCAAGMUAAAAUUAAUUUUGCUUCAGCUGGUGCCUGUUUUCUUCUCCCUUUAGCCAGGACCUCCGGGAGGGAUCUGUCUCCAUCUUCUCUCCAGCCCCAUUUAUUAAGCUGAGGG
Messenger RNA from Malurus melanocephalus (red-backed fairy wren), 1196 nucleotides. It is a transcript of the gene PDCD1, whose product is annotated as programmed cell death 1. The record is from RefSeq and is a predicted model, not a curated record. The coding region runs from base 133 to 897 and encodes 254 amino acids. Lineage: Eukaryota; Metazoa; Chordata; Aves; Passeriformes; Maluridae. The transcript has 4 exons. Gene Ontology annotation, cellular component: membrane; external side of plasma membrane. Gene Ontology annotation, biological process: positive regulation of T cell apoptotic process; negative regulation of immune response.